Messenger RNA from Sphaeramia orbicularis (orbiculate cardinalfish), 1389 nucleotides. RefSeq names its product alkB homolog 6 (gene alkbh6). Lineage: Eukaryota; Metazoa; Chordata; Actinopteri; Kurtiformes; Apogonidae. Gene Ontology annotation, cellular component: nucleus. The record is from RefSeq and is a predicted model, not a curated record. The transcript has a single exon. Bases 165 to 689 code for a protein of 174 amino acids.
UGUAAGUGGUGCUCCGCCAACAGUAUAUUACAUCCCAGAUUUUAUAUCAGAGGAGGAGGAGACAUACCUUCUACAGCAGGUUUAUAAGUCUCCAAAAACCAAAUGGACUCAGCUGUCAGGCAGAAGGCUUCAGAACUGGGGAGGGGUUACCACAUCCCAAAGGCAUGCUCGCUGAGAAGAUCCCAGAAUGGCUUCAGACCCACUGUGUGAAAAUUUCCUCUCUGGGUGCAUUCAGUGGGAAACAGGCAAAUCAUGUGCUGGUGAAUGAGUAUAAACAAGGAGAAGGGAUCAUGCCUCAUGAGGAUGGUCCUCUGUAUCAUCCCACUGUCACCACCAUCAGCCUGGGAUCUCACACCCUUCUAGACUUCUACUCACCAGUCAGCAGCAGCAGCUCAGAUACCGACAUGCUGCAGACAGAGGACAACCGCUACCUGUUCUCCCUGCUGGUGAGGCAGCGUAGUCUCCUGAUCCUGCAGGAUGACAUGUAUCAAAAGCUUCUUCAUGGUAUCCGGGCAUGCAGCGAGGACACAUUGUCAGACAAAGUGGUCAACCUGUCUGCUUCUGGGGCCCACCCAGGGGACACAUUAAACAGAGGCACCAGAGUGUCACUGACCAUCCGCCAUGUGCCCAAAGUCAUGAAGACAAGCUUAUCCUGGGAAGAAAAUGACAACAAACUGCAUGUUGACUGAAUAGUUUAUGAUAGAGACCAAGUGCCAUCAGCUUUGUCUCUGCAGGCUGCUCUAUGAAUAAUAUUCCUUGUAUGUGUAUAUUAGCUUUGUUUAAUAUCAAUUCAGCCUCGUUACGUAGAAGUUAUGAUGAUGAAGUUGAUGAUGGAUUUUAAGAAUAGCAGAUUCCAGUACCAUUGUAUUUUAUUUAUUGGGUCAUUCAGUUUUCAUGUUAAUUAUGACACUGGUAUGCUCUUGUCAUUUCUUUAGUUAUUGUUGGGACUAAUGAUAAAAAAUUUUAGAGUCAGCAAAAAUCUGGUGGCAGGAGUACUGUACAAACAACCGGAGAUCUAGGAGUGAGAAGAUAGAUAGCAGCUAAUGAAGCAGCAAACACCAAGCUUGGUUAGAGUACCCCCUCUGGAUCGCUGCUGGGCUCUGUAGGAACCAUUCUUGCAUAAAUGUCAAGCAAAUUAGAGGAAAACCUCUGAAACGUAACCAAAAGGAAAAUCCAAUAAGUGAUGAUACUCAUGAUAGACAGAAGUAGAGCAUUCCAUAGCAUUUAUUUUUAUGGGUUGAAACAGGAAUAAUUUGGUUUGGUCAUCAUUUCAUAUUCCUGUUGUACUAUGAGACAUUUUCACUCUUUGUAAUAUCAGAAGAUAUCAGAAUACUGAGGAAGAUACAGCAAACAGCUGAUCAGUCACAUGAGUUAAAUAUCACCACAUCA